This is a messenger RNA of Coregonus sp. 'balchen', 1039 nucleotides long. The record is from the annotation of a GenBank genome assembly. Lineage: Eukaryota; Metazoa; Chordata; Actinopteri; Salmoniformes; Salmonidae.
CCUGCAACAGCCUCUGAUAGUGUUGGAACAGGCCUGCAACAGUCUCUGAUAGUGUUGGAACAGCCUCUGAUAGUGUUGGAACAGUCUCUGAUAGUGUUGGAACAGUCUCUGAUAGUGUUGGAACAGCCUUGAUAGUGUUGGAACAGCUCUGAUAGUGUUGGAACAGCCUCUGAUAGUGUUGGAACAGUCUCUGAUAGUGUUGGAACAGCCUCUGAUAGUGUUGGAACAGUCUUGAUAGUGUGGAACAGCCUCUGAUAGUGUUGGAACAGUCUCUGAUAGUGUUGGAACAGUCUCUGAUAGGUUGGUUUAUGGAGCAGCCUAUGAUAGUGUUGGAACAGCCUCUGAUAGUGUUGGAAACAGUCUCUGAUAGUGUUGGAACAGUCUCUGAUAGUGUUGGAACAGUCUCUGAUAGUGUUGGAACAGCCUCUGAUAGUGUUGGAACAGUCUCUGAUAGUGUUGGAACAGUCUCUGAUAGUGUUGGAACAGCCUCUGAUAGUGUUGGAACAGCCUCUGAUAGUGUUGGAACAGCCUCUGAUAGUGUUGGAACAGUCUCUGAUAGUGUUGGAACAGCCUCUGAUAGUGUUGGAACAGUCUCUGAUAGUGUUGGAACAGCCUCUGAUAGUGUUGGAACAGCCUCUGAUAGUGUUGGAACAGCCUCUGAUAGUGUUGGAACAGUCUCUGAUAGUGUUGGAACAGCCUCUGAUAGUGUUGGAACAGUCUCUGAUAGUGUUGGGAACAGUCCUCUGAUAGUGUUGGAACAGUCCUCUGAUAGUGUUGGAAACAGCCUCUGAUAGUGUUGGAACAGCCUCUGAUAGUGUUGGAACAGUCUCUGAUAGUGUUGGAACAGUCUCUGAUAGUGUUGGAACAGUCUCUGAUAGUGUUGGAACAGCCUCUGAUAGUGUUGGAACAGCCUCUGAUAGUGUUGGAACAGCCUCUGAUAGUGUUGGAACAGUCUCUGAUAGUGUUGGAACAGUCUCUGAUAGUGUUGGAACAGUCUCUGAUAGUGUUGGAACAGCCUCUGAUAGUGUUGGAACAGGCC